AUGAGGAAAGUUAGAUUUCGAAGAGUCCGGAUACUUGAGGUGGGAGGAGUCCCAAUCCCAGCAUACAGCCAGCCUGCUGGGGUGCGUGAAUCUAGAAGUGGGGUGGUGCAACCCCUCCACACAAGUGAUGAGGGACCAAGGACAUGUUCAAACAGUCUGCUAAGCCUUGCAGAGAUUCCCAUACCAAGUGUGCCUGCGUUCCAGCCGUCCACCCCCAUCCCUGAGCGCUUGGAAGCUGUCCAGCGCUACAUCAGGGAGCUUCAGUACAAUCACACUGGGACACAAUUCUUUGAGAUUAAGAAGAGCAGACCUCUGACUGGGCUGAUGGACCUGGCCAAAGAAAUGACCAAAGAGGCCCUGCCAAUAAAAUGCCUGGAAGCUGUGAUCCUGGGAAUUUACCUCACCAACAACAUGACCACGCUGGACCGUUUCCCCAUCAGCUUCAAAACCCACUUCUCAGGGAACUACUUCCGACACAUUGUGCUGGGGGUGAAUUUUGGAGGCCGCUAUGGGGCACUGGGAAUCAGUCGACGCGAGGAGCUCAUGUACAAAGCACCGGUCUUCCGCACACUGAGCGAACUCAUCUUUGACUUCGAGGAGGCAUAUCGCCGUUGCUGGCACACUCUCAAAAAGGUGAAGCUGGGCCACUGUGUGUCCCAUGACCCACACAGCGUGGAGCAGAUUGAGUGGAAGCACUCCAUCCUGGAUCUAGACAAGCUAACCCGGGAAGACUUCCGCAAAGAGCUAGAGAGACAUGCCCGCGAUAUGAGGCUGAAGAUUGGCAAAGGAACUGGGCCACCAUCUCCGACCAAGGACAGAAAGAAAGAUGUCUCCUCCCCACAAAGAGGUCAGGCCAGCCCCCAUCGGCGCAACAGCCGCGGGGACCGACGGCCAUCUGGUGAGAAGAAGCCGGCUGAUUCCAAAGCCAUGCCAGACCUCAAUGGGUACCAGAUCCGGGUGUGA
Molecule: messenger RNA, 963 nt
Organism: Pterocles gutturalis (yellow-throated sandgrouse)
Lineage: Eukaryota; Metazoa; Chordata; Aves; Pterocliformes; Pteroclidae
Gene: VASH1
Product: vasohibin 1
Exons: 8
Coding region: 1-963 (320 amino acids)
Biological process (GO): regulation of angiogenesis
Cellular component (GO): cytoplasm
Source: RefSeq, a predicted model, not a curated record